UAUCGUUCAUAUAUCGAUUUUUCACACAUCUCUUUUUGUUUUGCAAGAAUUGUGAAUUCAUUGUGGAUAGGCUGCUGACGUAUUCUGUAAACAAUGGAUAAACCUCAUGCGGUUGAAAGUGUUUUCGUUCCCGGUUAUCCUCUCUUUAAAACACAGGCUUUAACCUCACAGCAAAUUUUUGUGGCCAGUUUACCCGUAAUAUGUGAACCAGAUAUUGUGGUUAAAACUGAAGAAGAAGACUCUUUAACCAGUGAUGGUUGCAAAGCACAAGAUACUGCGGAUGCGGGUAAUGAUGAUCAUUUCCGGUAUAGCAGUGAAGACAGUGACACCGAUGAGGAAAACAGUGACUCUAACGAAGAGGAAUAUAAAAGUUCAGAAUCCGAAACACCAGACGAUAAUAAAAAGCAAAAAAGGAAACGUUUAAAAGCAACUGAAAGUCUUUCGGAAGAGUCAAAAUUUACUUGUAAAAUAUGUUCAGCGGACUUUCAACGACACAGCAAUUAUACGAUACAUAUGAAGAGAAAACAUAAUGUUUUCGGGGAAUCAAUCAAUUCCAAAACGUCAGAAGAUGACUCUAAGAAAGAGGCGAAGAAAGAUUCGGAGCCUAAGCAAGAUGUAAUUGAUAAGCCAAAAAGAAAACGUUCAAAAUCAUCUGAGAAGUUGGUGUUAGAGCCAAAAGUUUCAUGUAAAAUUUGUUCAAUGGGAUUUCAACGACAUAGCAACUAUAUAACACAUAUGAAGAAAAAACAUAAAGAAGAGUUAAGGAAAAAUCCAGAAUACGGAAUUGACCCCGAUGAAAUACCCAAGAAGAAACGCUUAAAAGCCUCCGAAAAGCGGGCGUUGAUACCAAAAAUCGCAUGCAAGAUAUGUUUAAUGGGAUUUCAACGGCACAGCAACUACACCUCACAUAUGAAGAAAAUACAUAAAAUUGUUGGCGAAUCACUUCCUUAUAGUUGCCCAAACUGUCCUCGCAAGUAUGAAUUUGAGUAUGAGCUGAAACGUCAUAUGUUGAAAUACAUACCGAUCGAUGAUAGACGCGUAUUUCCUUGCCCACAAUGUGAUAGAAAAUUCCAAUCACAAGUGCAUGUGGCGAGGCACAUAAGGUUUGUUCAUGAAGAUAUCCGGCCUUUCGUUUGUGAAGAAUGUGGAGAAGCUGUGCAUACUAAGACCAUACUAAAUGAGCAUAUGCUAACUCAUUCUAAUCUUAGACCAUUUGAAUGUAAAAUUUGUGGAACUUCUUUCAAAAAGAAGAACCGUUUGAAGCGGCACAUGGAAAUUCAUGGCGAAAAGCACAUAUGCACAAUAUGCGGAAAAGAGUUAAGCUCUCGUGCAACACUUAAUAAACAUUUACUGGUACACACAGAAGAAAAAGCACAUAAAUGUGAAUAUUGUGGACGUGCCUUCAAGCUGAUUAAAACAUUGAAAGUUCAUUUAAACAUUCAUACUGGAGAAAAAAGAUAUGAAUGUGAAUUUUGCGAUAGGAUAUUUACUGCACCGUCGACGCGACGUCAGCAUAAAAAGAAAGUGCAUCCUGAAAAACUACUUGAACUGGAGGCACCUGCGUCCGCAUCAAAAAGAAUAUGUUCAGAAAACGACGAUAAAACGAAUAUCACACAAAAUACCUCGAAUUCACUUACACCCAAAUCAAAUGAUGCAAUGAAUGCAGAAGCAAUUGACUUCUCAUCAAAUGUGAAUCUUCCGACAACAAGUUCAAAUAUGUUUUAUAAAAAUUCAACGACGACGUCAACAAGAGACUAUUCUUUGCCGGACUUCAAAGUAUUGGAUUUUGUUGGUAGAAUGAUGAUGGAGUAAAGAAAUUGCCGGAAGCGCCCGCCUAUAAUAAUGUUCUUAGUUAACUUACUGUUAAAACAGGAUAAGAAUUAUUUUAUUCUCUAUGUUGUAUAUACCUAGAAUAUUAAAAUUUUAAUUAAAUUUUCUUAA
Molecule: messenger RNA, 1941 nt
Organism: Ceratitis capitata (Mediterranean fruit fly)
Lineage: Eukaryota; Metazoa; Arthropoda; Insecta; Diptera; Tephritidae
Product: zinc finger protein 345
Exons: 4
Coding region: 94-1812 (572 amino acids)
Source: RefSeq, a predicted model, not a curated record